AUGCCGAUGUGGUGUCCGCCCACGCCGCCAUCCAGCGACGGCGACGUGUACUGCGAGGCCUGGGCGCGCCCACUCUACCGUCGCGGCGCCGCCGCUGACGCGCUGCUGCCGCCCGUGCGCUGGCGAGACGCGCGCGCCCCGCGCUCACCGCGCCGUGCGCGCCCUGCGCCGCGCGCCGCCCACGCGCCGCCCUCGUUGUUUGAGCGCGCUGGCCCCCGCCCGCGACCGCGCCCGCGCGCGCCGCCCCCGCCCGCCCGCGACCCGCCCGCACCGCCGCCUGACUGGGCGCCCUGCGAGGACGCCGCGCUGCGCCACGCACUGCGCCUGCAGCGCCUGCCGCCCGAACCGCCCGCCGCGCACGCGCCCAACUGGGACUGGCUCGCCGACCUCGUCAACGAGACGGCGCGCGCGUACCGCUCGCCGCGCGCUUGCCGCGACCGCCACGAUGCGCUAGCCGACCCCGAGCGCGCGCCGACGCCGCGCCGCGCGCCCAAGCGCCGCCUCGAUGACGCCGCGCACCACAACCCCAAGCACGCGGCGCUGCUCGCCGACCACGGCGUGGACUACGACGCGCCGCCCACACCCAUGGAGGUGGCCACGCGCCGCGCCGAGCGCAUCGCCAAGGAGAAGCUGAAGGCGGGCGCGGGCGCCGGGGCGGGCGCGAGCGUCGGGGCGGGGACGGGCGCGGCACCAGCGCAGGCGGGCCCGGCGCCGCGUGUGGUGGUGGCGGCGGCGGCGGGCAAGGCGGAGGUGGCGCGGCGGCGCGCGGCGGGCGAGGGCGCGCGCGCGGCGGCGCCGCAGGCCGCGCAGUUGCUCUACCGCCACCAGUCGCUCACCACGCGCCACCAUCUCAAAAUACUGCACCACGCCCCCUCACCGCAGCCACAGGCAAUUGGCGGAGCCGCAAGCGUAAGCGUGAGCGCGGGCGCGAGCGUGGAGGGCAGCGCGGUGAUGGCGGGCGGCGCGGCGCUGCGCACGUUGCAGCUGCAGCAGCUGCGCCGCGCCGCCGGCCGCGCGCCGCCGCCCCACGUCGUGCUCGCGCACCUCGCGCCGUCAGCCCACCACGCCGCGCCCACUCCUCCCGCCCCGCCCGCGGUCGCCGCGCCGCAGCAGCACCACACCACGCCACAGCCCGAUACGCAACAA
Messenger RNA from Brenthis ino (lesser marbled fritillary), 1146 nucleotides. NCBI's taxonomy places the organism in Eukaryota, Metazoa, Arthropoda, Insecta, Lepidoptera, Nymphalidae. The record is from the annotation of a GenBank genome assembly.